AUGGAAUAUGCCAUGAAAUCCCUCAGCCUUCUCAACCCCAUGUCUCUCUCCAGGUAUGUGGCAGUGAGUACCUCAGUGGUGAUCCAGCAGCUGCUGUCAGAGCCCAGCCCGAAGGCCCCCAAAGCUCGUCCCUACCGAGUAAGCAAUGCUGACAGGAGUGUGCGGAAGGGCAUCGUGGCGCACAGUCUCAAGGACCUCCUCCACAAGAGUAUUAACUAUGAAGGCAGGUACCAAGAGGUCCGAGACACCCUGAUGCUGGCAGACAAGCCCUUCUCUCUAGUGCUGGAGGAAGAUGGCACAGUUGUAGAGACAGAAGACUAUUUCCAGGCCCUGGCAGAGGACACAGUGUUCAUAGUGCUCCAGAAGGGACAGAAAUGGCAGUAUUCAUCAAAACAGGGGUACCAACUCUCCCUCUCCCACAAACCUGCCAAGAAGAUUGAUGUGGCCUGUGUAACCUUUGACUUGUACAAGAUGAACCCACAGGACUUCAUUGGCUGCCUGAACGUGAAGGCAACUCUCUAUGGCACAUACUCCCUUUCCUAUGAUCUACACUGCUAUGGGGCCAAGCGUAUCAUGAAGGAAGCUCUUCGCUGGGCCCUCUUCAGCAUGCAGGCCACAGGCCAUGUGCUGCUUGGUACCUCCUGUUACAUGCAGCAGCUCCUGGAUGCCACAGAGGAAGGGCAGAACCCCAAGGGCAAGGCUUUGUCCCUCAUUCCGACCUGUCUGAAGAUAAUGCAAUGA
Orycteropus afer afer is the source of this 741-nucleotide messenger RNA. NCBI's taxonomy places the organism in Eukaryota, Metazoa, Chordata, Mammalia, Tubulidentata, Orycteropodidae. The record is from RefSeq and is a predicted model, not a curated record.